This is a messenger RNA of Ichthyophthirius multifiliis, 1170 nucleotides long. RefSeq lists its product as hypothetical. The transcript has 6 exons. Lineage: Eukaryota; Ciliophora; Oligohymenophorea; Hymenostomatida. Gene Ontology annotation, cellular component: cytoplasm; SUMO activating enzyme complex. Gene Ontology annotation, molecular function: SUMO activating enzyme activity. The record is from RefSeq and is a predicted model, not a curated record. Gene Ontology annotation, biological process: protein sumoylation.
AUGGAAAUAGAAAACCAAAAAGAAAUAACUAACGAAGAACUUUAAAUUUACGACAGACAACGUUUUAUAGGAGUAGAAGUUUAAAGAAGACUAUUAAAUGCAAGAAUAUUUAUUACUCCAAUAAAUGGAAUAAAUACUGAAUUGGCGAAAAAUUUAAUUUUAUGUGGAACAAAUAUAUGUAUUAGUGAUAAUUAAAUAAUAAAUUAAGAUGAUGUUGAAACCAAUUUUUUAAUAAGUCCGAAUGAUAUAGGAAAGAAUAGAGGUUAAGUCAUAAAAUAAAAAUUAAACGAUAUGAAUCCUAUGGUUUAAAUUGAUUUAUACGAUACUUUUAAUGUUAGAAAUUUUUAUUAAUAACAUAUUGAUUAAUAAAAUAACUAAUAAUAAUGUAAAAAUUAAGCAGAUCCUUUUUCUGCUCUUUUUUUUGAUUAAUUUAAUAUUAUUAUUUCCUCAACUUCUUCUUUUAAAGAAAUGGUAUUAUUAUUUAUUAUUGAUAAUAAUGGAAUAUAUUUUAAUUUAUAGGGAUUGUAUGAUUAAAUAUCUAAAAAAUUAAAUAAACCUUAUUAUAAUUUAUUAUGUUGUGGACUUUAUGGAUUUUUUUAUGUUUCUUUAGGAUCAAAUUAUGAAUGUAUUGUAUAAAAACCUUCAGUAUAAAAAAUGUAAUUUAUUAAUGGAAAAUUAGUUAAAGAAGAUGAAUAAUAUUAAUAUUUUCAUAAAAUAUAAAUAAAAUAGGAAACUAUUUUUGAAUCAUUAAAUACUUCUUUAAAAAAUCCUAAACCAGUUUUAAAUGCAAUUAAAAUGAUGUAUUAAUCUUAAAUAAAAAAUUUAAUAUAUGAUGCAUAUAAUGAAUCAUAUGAAAAUUAAAAAGUUUUAGAAUAAAUAAUUGAAACAUAAAAGGAAAUAAUAAAAAAUUAAAAUGAAAGAAAUUUUUUUGAAAAGUUUGCAAAAUUUUAUUCUAUAGAACAUUGCCCUGUUUAUUCUGUUAUUGGAAGUGUUUGUAGCUAAGAAAUUAUAAAAGUUAUUUCAAAAGAUAAAAUUCCAGCUAUUAAUUGGUUUGUUUAUGAUAGUCAGGUAGGUUAUGGAAAAAUUGAAAAUACUUAAUAAAAAAAAGAAGGUAUGAUAAAUUAUAUCGAUUUGCCUGAAUUGUCUAAAAGAAUUAAUAAUGAAUUAUGA